AUGUCCCAACUCCCCCCAAACCUCGACCUCCUCUCCCUCCCCUCCUCCGCCGCCCUCUUCUCCUCCGACCCAACCCUGCACCACUCCCCGCAUCCCACGCCCAAUCCCAAUUCCACUCCCAAAUCCACCCCCAAUCCCUCCGACCACCCUCCCAAAAGCACCAGUAAAUCCCCCAUCCCCAACUACACCCUCCCCCAAAUCCGGCUCAUCCACACCGCCCUCCUCUCCCACUCCGCCUCCGCCGAUUCCCGUCUCCGCACCCGCGUCGGCGGGGCCUAUCGCGAAUUGCUGGGUACAGCAGACACCAUCGUCUCCAUGCGACGCGAAGCAGAAGGACUAGUGGUUGCGCUGGGCGGGAUGGGGGCACGCUGUGGGAGUGGGGUUGUGAGGGGGAAGGUGGGGAGUUUGAGGGGGUUUGUUAAGGGGGAUGGUGGGGGGGGAGAGAGUAGAGGCGAUAGACUGGUGCUGGCGGCGAGGUUGUAUGUUUUGGGGAGGUUGUUGGUUAAGAGUUUGGCUGAUACCAGCGGCACAAACACAAGCGAGAAGGACAGCAACAACAGCAGCAGCAGGGUGGACACGGCGAGGAAAGCCCUCGAGGGCGUGCACCGCGCACGACUGGCCCGGAGUAUCGACGCCGUGCUGCGCAGCGGCAGCGACAAGGCCAUGAAGCGCGGGGAUGUGCUCCGUGCGCUGGAGGCGUACAGUCUAGCGACAAGCUCGGGCGCGAGAGACGUGUUGGCGCAUUUGCUAAGGGUGCGGGCUAAGGCGAUUUCGGAUGCGCUUGAGUUGGAACAGGAGGAGGAGUCUGAUGAUGAAGACACCAAAACACCGACAAAAACAGCAACACACCCCCGCAACCCAGACGACGUCCUCCGCGCCCUGGGCCUAUACACCAAGACCCUCCUCGACGUGCAAACCCUCGUCCCCUCCCGGCUCGCCGACGCCCUACUCGCGCUCAAACAGACCCGGCUGCUGGACGACGCAGCACUGCGGCAAAUGGAAGGUCUGCGACUGGACAUCUACCAGCGAUGGUGCGGCGACGCAAUCCAGUUCUUCACGCCCUUCCUGCGACACGACGACCUCUCGGGCGAGCAGGCACGCGCCAUGUUGUUCGGCUGGGCCAAGGGCAGCGAAGUGGUGCUGCAGGGGCUGGAAAAGACGCUGGCGAGCGGUGGUGCGAUGGCUGAGUUUGCGGGGCUGGUUGACUUGCGCACGCGUGUGUUAAGGUUGUGGAUUGCUGAGGGGGGCCGUGUGCACGGGGUUGAUUCGUCUGAGAUGUUGGACCGGCUGCGGGAUGCGUUUAAUAAACAUAUGCGCCGGGUGCUGGAGGCCAAGGUGGCUAAGUUGCGUCUUGUCGGCUCUGAAGUGGCUGCUGCGCUGGACGCGGGGGUUACCGAUCGCCAUCGUGCCCUGUGGGAUGUCUCUUCUCUUGACACGGAUUUAUCUCAGACCGUAAACACAACUGGAACCGGUUCCAGCUCCGGCUCAGGUUCAGCGGCAGCGCUAUUCACACAAGACGUCAUUGCCCGUCUCCACGGCCGCAGCGACGCCGCAUCCAAAGCCAUCGCCCGGUACCGCGCCUGGUUCCACGUCAUCGACGACGUCAGCCGCGUAGUCGAGCAGCUGCGCCGACAACGCUGGGACGAUGCCGAUGCCGACGGCGACGAGAUCGAAGACGAGACGACCAUCGAGGCACGCCAGCGCUUACUCUCGCGCGACGAUCCCCAGGCGCUGAGCGCGUAUUUGGAUCGGCUAUUGCGGGAUGCGUUUAAGCGAUUGGACGAGCAGUUGACCGCGUUGUGGCGGGCGCAUGCUGCUACUGGGGACGACGACAAUAGCAAAACCAGGAAGAACGGCCCCAUCGCCAUGUACCUCCUCCGCAUCCUGCGCGACAUCCGCGCUCGCCUGCCCGACUUCGAUUCCAACUCCUCCUCCACCUCCCCCUCUUCCUCCUCCCCUCCCACCUUCGGCCUAACCGCCGUGCCCUCCCUCCACGCCGCCCUCGCCGACACCGUCCUCGACAAACCCCUCACCGAAUUCAUCCAUGUCGCCCUAGCACGAACAACAGUCGUCGGGCGCGCGCUCUGGGAGGCGCCACACACGAAAACGGGAACGGGAACGGGAAGUGAAGGAGAGAAAGGGGAGAACCAAAAGACAAGGGAACUGCCGACGUCGCCUUCGCCGGGGGUGUUUCGGUUUUUGAGGGACUUGGUGAGGGAGAUGGGGGAUGCGGGGGGGGAUUUGUGGAGUCCGAGUGCGGUGGGGGUGUUGAGGGGACGGUUGGGGGGGAGGGUGGCGGGGGGGUGGAUGGGGGUUUUGGGGGAACUCAAUGAGAAGGAGAAAGAGAGGAAUAACACCCCUUCCACAGAAAAGACAGAAAAGGAGACCAAAGACGCGGAACCGGAGACCAAAACCCAAACCCAAAAACAAAACCAAGACCUGCUGGUACAAUGGCUGCUAGACAUCCACUACCUCCGCCUCUUCCUCGGCCCCGAAGAGACCACCCAGAACCUCGAGCAGGCUGUCUUCCAAGCGUCUCAGCUCGAUGCCGCGUCUCGAACAAGGCUGGCCAAGGCUGCGCGGGACUAUUUCAAGCGGACUAGUUUGUUGUUUGCGUUGCUUGUUUAA
Messenger RNA from Dichotomopilus funicola, 2628 nucleotides. RefSeq lists its product as uncharacterized. Gene Ontology annotation, cellular component: Golgi apparatus; COG complex. The transcript is spliced from 3 exons. Gene Ontology annotation, biological process: intra-Golgi vesicle-mediated transport. The record is from RefSeq and is a predicted model, not a curated record. Bases 1 to 2628 code for a protein of 875 amino acids. Lineage: Eukaryota; Fungi; Ascomycota; Sordariomycetes; Sordariales; Chaetomiaceae.